This is a messenger RNA of Helianthus annuus (common sunflower), 1832 nucleotides long. RefSeq names its product F-box/kelch-repeat protein At1g30090. Bases 476 to 1684 code for a protein of 402 amino acids. The transcript has 2 exons. The record is from RefSeq and is a predicted model, not a curated record. NCBI's taxonomy places the organism in Eukaryota, Viridiplantae, Streptophyta, Magnoliopsida, Asterales, Asteraceae. Gene Ontology annotation, molecular function: protein binding.
UGCGGUGGGCCUAGCCUAGCAUUCAGGCUCGCAGUGGCGUGCACGGGUGGGUCUUCACUCUUCAACCGGAACCCUCCCUUCCCUUCUGUCCACGUUCUUCUGUUGCGCGUGGGAAUUAUUGCUUCACUUCUUUCAGACCAGGGUUUCCACUAUUAUCAACAAUCUUCAACCUCAAGCUUCACUCCUUGUUAUCUAUCAUAAAACAGCAAUUCCUGAACUGGGUAUUUCACAAGGUUGCUAAUUAUUGAUUGAAUCAUGUUGCGGAGAUAAGAUAAAGAAAUCUCUACUCCUGCAGCAAAUACUGACUUUGAGAUUACUUUUUUUAAUUCGUUCAUAUUUGAUGUGAUUGUCAAAAAGGCUACUUUGCAACUACACAAGGUUUCACACCUGGGGAUGGAAUUCAACUCCAAUUGCGGGUUAUAAAGCUCUUUUUGCUUUCUGUUUCUUGAAUUCGAGUUGGGGUUUUUAAAAAAAGAUGCAAAGAGUUCGUGUUUCAUCACAGCAAGUGCCAGUGCAGAAAUUAGGGGAUUCACAGAUGACAUUAUCUCCUAAGUUUAAAUUAUCCGCGCUUCAAUCGCGCUUAUUAGAUCCUUUGGUUGAAACCGAGUUGAGUCUUAGAGGUGACCCGCUGAUUCCGGGUCUUCCUGAUGAUAUCGCCUUAAGCUGUCUUCUAAGGCUGCCCGUCUCGAGCCAUUCGGCUGCGAAAACGGUCUGUAGGCGCUGGUAUCAGUUGUUUGGGAACAAAGAACGGUUUUUCACGCAAAGAAAAGAGAUGGGGUUUCAGAAUCCGUGGUUGUUUGUGUUCGCGUUUCAUAAAUGUACAGGAAAGAUUCAGUGGCAUGUUCUUGAUCUUGUUCAUCACUCGUGGCACACGAUUCCACAGAUGCCUUGCAUCGAUAAGGUUUGUCCGCACGGGUUUAGGUGUGUUUCAUUCCCGUUUGAUGGGUCUCUUUUCGUGUGUGGAGGUGUGGUCUAUGACGCGGAUUGUCCUUUAAAUCUAGUGAUGAAGUUUGAUGUUCAAAAGAACUGUUGGACUGUUAUGAAGAAAAUGAUCACAGCAAGGUCGUUUUUCGCGAGUGGGGUUAUAAAUGGAAAGAUUUAUGUGGCGGGUGGCAACAGCACAGAUAUGUUUGAGCUCAAUUCUGCUGAGGUUAUGGACCCAAUGAAAGGGACUUGGUACCCGAUUGCAAAUAUGCACACAAAUAUGGCUUCUUAUGAUGCAGCGGUUCUUGAUGGAAAGCUUCUUGUGACUGAAGGGUGGUUUUGGCCAUUUUAUGUGGUUCCGAGAGGUCAAGUUUACGACCCAAAAACUGAUCAUUGGGAAAACAUGGCGGAUGGGCUUAGAGAAGGAUGGACCGGUUCGAGUGUAGUGAUCUAUGGUCACUUGUUUGUGGUAACCGAGCACGAAAGGACUAAACUCAAGGUGUAUGACAUGAAUAGCGAUUCUUGGAAAACUGUUGGCGGGCCUCCUUUACCGGAGCAAAUUUGCAAGCCCUUUUCGGUUAAUUGUAGUAAUAGUAAGAUUUAUGUUGUGGGAAGGAACCUUCAUGUAGCUGUUGGUUGUAUUUCGAGAUGGAAUGAAACUGAGAAAAGCCCAAGCUUUUGGGUUCAAUGGUGCGUUGUUGGAGCACCGGAAGCGUUUUCUAAUUUAACGCCUUCCAGUGCACAGGUCAUAGUCGCGUAAUGAACUUAGGUUUGAUUUUGAUGUUUCUUUGUAUGUUUUGGUUGUUGUUUGUGUUAGUAUAUUGUGUGUGUAUCUUUUAUUUUAUAUAUAUUUUGUAAUGUUAUAUGAUAUAAAUUUUAAUGAGAAUUCGGUUUUGAAUGUUUUCAUA